Molecule: messenger RNA, 1680 nt
Organism: Tetrahymena thermophila SB210
Lineage: Eukaryota; Ciliophora; Oligohymenophorea; Hymenostomatida; Tetrahymenidae
Exons: 1
Source: RefSeq, a predicted model, not a curated record
AUGAUUUUGGGAUAAAAUAGUAAAAUUAUCUUAAAUACUAGUAGUUUAGUAAACACUACUAUUUACAAUAAUUAAAUAGUAUGUCCAAGAGGUUGCAGGGGAUAUAAUGUUGUUUAGGAAGGUAGUACCUCAUGCAGCUCUUGUGGUCUUGUUCUUAAAUAGGAAGAUUUAGUACCAGAGUCUUUUGGAGGUAUUGGAUUUGACUUUUAAUCAAACAAAAGAUAAGAAAAUGCUUACGGAUCAAGCAGUUCAAAUGGAAUUAACUAAGAAAAUAGAUAGCGUGAAAUAAGCAAGUAGAUAAGCGAAUUCUGCACAUAGUAUACCUUGAAUCUAAAUGAAAGAGAAGAAGUAAGCUAAAUAGUAGAAGGUAUGUUAGGCAUUAUGGAUGCAAAGAAAAAAAAAUGCCGCUCCCUUAAAAGUUUAGUAGCAGCCUGCUUCUAUGAAUUUAAUAAAAAGUUACACAAGUCUAUUCCAAUCAACUAAAUGUGUAAACAUUUCAUGAUCAAGCAAAGAAAGCUUUUGAAAUACACUAAAAAAUUAUCGAAGUAUCAAAUUUAAAUUAAAUCAGAGUCAAUCACUCACUCUGAGCGCAUAAGAAAUGAAUGGGAUGAAGUAAUGAACACAGUAACUGAUAAAAUAAAGUGCUUCUUACUCACAGGCAAUUCUUCAUCAAUUUAUAACAGUACUUACAAGCCUGAAGUUAACAACUUUGCCUUUGGCUAAGGCCUGAAUUUACUUGGAUAAGAAUAAAAUUCGAAUGAAAUAACUACAUGUAAUAUAGCUUAUAAAUAGCAAAUUAAAGAUAUUGAGUAAAACUAAACCACUAAAAAGAUUGAAAUGAUUAAACAAAAGAUUAAGGCCCUCUAUAAUUGUGAGUAUUUAAGCGUCACUCGCAUGGGAAAGCACCCAACAAAUUACAUUUGUACUUUGAUGUAUGUCAUCCUUAAAUCUAUGAAUAUUGAAUUCAAGAAUAAUAAAUUCUGUGACUAAGUUGGAAUCAAAUAUUCUACCUUAUCCCGCGAAAAGAAAGAAAUUAUGCAAUACUUGUGUAAUAGCUUGCUCAUAAGCCCUCCAAUAACUCCAAUACCGCCGCGGAUUUAAUCCGUACUUACCCAACUUAAUUAGCUCUCUGCUUCUAAAUAAGAGAGUCCUUCUUUUACUAAUAAGCUAUCUGGCGAUUUUAUUGCUUAUACUUUAGAGCAUGUUAUUAGUAUUAAUAAUAAUAUGUAAAAUGAAGAUGAAAAUCACUCAACUUCCUCCACCCCUGUUGAAGUUAACUAAAUUAAUUAAACUACUUUCUGUGAUUCUCUUCUUCUUCAAGCAAUUAACGACAAAAAUUCAAUGGGCUUGAUUGAUUCUGUUAUAGUCACCCCAGAUACUCAAAUCAAUAAGUCUAAAAGAAUCAAUUUAGAUGACUCUUUUAGUUUUGAGAGUUGUCCAAGCUCCCAGCAGCAGAGUCCAAUACGGAGGCAGGCGCAGGCGACGAGUCUGAACCAGCUUACUAGCAGUAGUAGUAGCAGUAGUGAUAGUAGUUGUAGUGGCAGUAGAAAUAAUACCAGUAGCCCAUCUUCUGUUGGUAAUUCUGAAGAUGAGAACGAAGAUGCCAAAGCUUCUAUAUCCAGUGCUGUUGCUAAUGCUAAAAAGCAACCGAAUCCUAAAAUUGAACACUAUAAACAAUGA